Bombus pyrosoma is the source of this 5160-nucleotide messenger RNA. RefSeq names its product nose resistant to fluoxetine protein 6-like. NCBI's taxonomy places the organism in Eukaryota, Metazoa, Arthropoda, Insecta, Hymenoptera, Apidae. The transcript is spliced from 13 exons. The record is from RefSeq and is a predicted model, not a curated record. Bases 2992 to 5151 code for a protein of 719 amino acids. Gene Ontology annotation, molecular function: acyltransferase activity, transferring groups other than amino-acyl groups.
GACAAUUUGGACAAUAAUUUGUUGUUUUCUUUAAAUUCUUUGGUGUCUUUGUUCGGUCCAUUCAACGUCUUUUAUUUGCAUAACAUGGUUUGCAUGCGCGUCUAAUGCUUCUUCCGGAAUCAUUUUUCCGAACGGCGAUAUUAUGCCGACUCCGUCGAAGACAAGGAUUUUUUGUAUUUUCAGACAAUCCUAAUAAUCUUUCAGCUAACUCUCUAAAUAUUCUAAUAUCUAUAUCCUUCCUUGUUGCAAUUUUGUAAACCGUUUAGAAAGCGUUUACAACAGAAAUUCUAUACCACACUUUCCUUCAUUAUAUUCAACAACAGCUAGAGGUUUUAAUAUUGCGAACAAACGAAACGAGAGAUCAUUCUUAAGACCACUACUUGAGCGACUCGGAUUACUAAAAUAUCGAUGGGAGUACCUAGCAGAGAACGCUUGGUACUACGGCAGGUGUCACGUAAAAAUUUUUUUUUACUUUUUUAUUUACCAAUAUUUUGCGAUCAAUUCUCGCAGAGAGAAUUUUAAGUAAUUUUCUCUGGCGUGGCGCAGUGGCAUGGCUAAUUAUUUAUAAGCUAAUACUUAUUCUACUGACUCAUUGGCCGUCGCUCCAACUUAAGCACACAGAGCAAAAUAUUGCUAUAUAUAGCCAUAUUAAAACCUGUUUGGACCUAUGGGAUCCAACUGGGGGAACAGCGAGUUCCAAAAUAGAAAUUCUUCAACGGUUCCAAUCGAGAACUCUAAGAUCCUUCAUGGAUGUACCUUGUUAUGUUAUCAACGAAACAAAAUAUCGCGAACUUAAGAUACCCACAGUUAAAGAAGAAAUAUCCAAAUUCAGUAACAGAUAUAAUAUAAGAAUUAACAACCUCCAAAACCCAUUAGUUAGCCAAUUACUUGACACGACGGAUCAGAUCCGCAGACUAAAAAGACAAUACCCUUUAGAUUCAACUAGAAUCAAAGAUACUAUAAACUCUCAUAAUCCAAGCUACAGUAGCACGCAAUUUAAUUUACUUAUAAUUCUCAAUGACAACUGAUUGUAAAAAGUUUCCCAAAUAAAAAAAAAAUUUGUUACGCGUGAAUUAUGUGGCGACAAAAGUCGAUGAAAUAACAAACCGGUCAAGAUUUUACCCAACCAGGCGUAUGAAAGUGAAAUGUUGACCGCAACCAACGAACGUACACUCCUCGCCAAAAAGAUAGGCCGAGGCGUGCUAUCUUUAAUUUCUCAAUGACGCGUGUCAAGUUUUUCGUCUGUAACGUAUAAUAUAUAACGUUCGUUGAAAAUAAUUAAAAAUAUUAUGAGGUUUAGUGUGUAACAAAAAGAAUUGUUCUAUUUUAAGAACGUAUAGAACAAUAAACAACCUGGAAGAUGGAGUCCCCCGCUGGGGGUAACCAUCCACAUGCUAUAUUUUAUCAAAACUUAAAUUAUAAUAUUUUACCAAAUGUCCUAAUAGACAAAUUGUAAAAUGUAAACAAACAAUAAAUAAAAAAAAAGAACGUAAUAAUAGCACACUUGUAAGUAUGGGACGCGGAAAAAAAUUAAACGAGUCUGAAAAGAAGCAAAUUCUUGAACUAAAACAGCGACAGUUAUCAGUAGCAAAAAUAUUAAAAGUAAUAAGAAUAAGUCGUAAAGUAAUACACAAUUUCUUAAAAAAUGUUGAAGAAUAUGGCAAAAAGAAAAGUACCGGCCGGCAGUCAUUGUUAUCCGAUCGUGAUAAGCGAGCAAUUUUGCGUGUAGCUUCCAAUUCGCAGUUAACAACGAAGAAAAUAAUGGAAAAAUCUAGUGUUAGCGCCAGUGUUUCAAGUGUUCGUCGAGUUCUACCAGCCUGCAAAAGUAUUAAGAGGCUAAAGUUGAAAACCUUCGUUAACAACGAAACACAAAGCAGAUCGUUUGCGCUUUGCAAAAGAAAGAAUGCGUUGGGAAAAAGAAAUGGAGAAAGGUACUAUUUUCAAACGAAAAAGAUUCAACUUGGAUGGUCCUGAUGGGUUCCAAUAUUAUUUUCAUGAUAUAAGAAACGAGGCAAUAUCAACGAUUCGACGACAAAUGGGAGGAGGCUGCGUGAUGGUUUGGGCCGGCAUCGGUUAUUUCGGCAAGACAAGUAUCAAGUUUAUCAAUGGGAGAAUGAAUAGUGUCCGAUACAUAAAUUUAAUCAAAGAACAAAUAAAGAAUCAUGCAGAACACAUUUCUGGAACUGAUUAUAUCUUUCAACAAGAUAAUGCAUCUGUAGCCUGCACGCUCUCCGGACCUUAAUAUUAUUGAAAAUUCCUGGGCAGAACAUGUUCACGGGGCAUACGCGAAGAGAAAGCAGUAUCAACACGUACAAGAAUUAAAAAAAUAAAAUUCGCAAUUGUACGCGAAUGGGAUACGUUAAGUCAAAAUUAUAUCCAGACACUAUAUAAAUCGAUACAAAAUUGUACAAUAGAAGUAAUAGAAAAUAAAGGGGAAUGUACCCAUUAUUAAAUAAGUAUAUAUGUUUGAUAAGUAAUUAUUGUUAGUUACAAUUUAUGUUGCUUAUUGUUUUCUUAUUGUACAUGUGCUAUCAUUUCGUUCUUAAAACAAAACAAUUCUUUUUCUUACAUACUAAACCUCCUAACAUUUUUAAUUAUUUUCAACGAACCGCAUAUUGUUACCUCAUAAUGUUUUGAUUGUACACGUUACAGACAAAAAACUUUACACGCGUCAUUGAGAAAUUAAAGACAGCACACCUGGGCUAUAUUUUGGUAAGGAGUGUAGUAAUUAAAAUAAGUGCAAUAUUUUACGUCAUCAAUGAUGUGUCCUGUGACGCAUACGCAUUAUCGCGCUUCAAUUUUAUCGGAAAGCGUUCAGUCUCUCGAGCUCCAUUCGCCAUUCGAGCCCCGUUCAACGCAGUCACAUUUCCGAACACCGAGAGAGCAGCAACGUACUUUAAAGCGAACAAGAGAACAAAAUACAUUCGCGUGGCUGCCGAUAUUUCUCGAUAGUCAAUUCUAAUAAUCCAAGUGUAAAUCUCAUUUCAAAGUAUGAAGUGCGGAAGAAUAUCGUGUACAUGGUUAUCCUUUCUAUCUUUAACAAGCUUUUACGUGUCGAUACAAGCGACCGCGUUAGACCCGAUGACCAUGAGGAAGCUACUUCCAGUGUACGCGGCGUUGGAAAAUGCUGAUCUUCUAAAUUCCAGCAGAUGUCGGACGGAAAUAGAUGAAUUUCGAAAUGCGGUGGAUAACCAAAUACUUUGGGCUCUCAGAGCGUUGGAUACCAGUGGAGUGCCAUCCAGAGGAUUUGUCAUCGGGAACAAUCAUUGGUUAGGAGACCAACAAGAUUGCAAGUAUUUCUCUGAAAAUCGCACGCUAUUUCUAUCAGAAGAAGUACGAAAGAACAAUUCCAUAUAUCGGAACCCCAAUGAAGAGUAUUCACCUUUUGAGUUUCGUUUUUUUGUUGCACGUGCGCGGCACAAUAGCACUAUGCAAUAUCACGUAGAAGUAGAAGACGAAGACUUGGUCACGCUUGGACUUUGCUUACCAGCAUCCUGCAGCAUAGACGAUGUUGCCACUAUGCUUGUUAAAGUAUUUCGUAAUGAGACGCUUUUCAUUGGAAAACUUUUUAAUAUACACUUCAAGCUGAUCGAAGUCUUCGAUUUGGUGGAUGAUCGUCAAUGGCUACUCUCUGCGAAAAUGAUCUCUAUCAUAGGAGUUUUGCUAUCUUUGUGUAUUACCGUAAUAGCGGCCACAGUGUACGACGUUUUCAUCUAUCGAAAGCGUUUAAAUAACGAAAGGAGUAAGCCUACGUUCGAAAGUAACAACGCAAUAGAAUUGGAGAACAUAAAAGAAGGGAAACGCGAAACCAGAAAUGAGGAACCGGCACCCGCCGAGUCGGUAAAGCAGAAUCGUAUCAGCCAAUAUCUUCUGUGUUUCUCAUUUCUCACCAAUGUAAAAGAAAUAUUUAAACCGGAAAAGAGUGGUGAUAAUCUGCGAGUAUUCUACGGCUUGAAAACGUUGACAAUGGUGUGGAUUAUUUUAGGGCACGUGCUGUUCUACGCAUUGCAUGUUCUGAGUAACAAAUGGCUUGUAUAUAUACAGGCUGAAAAUUUACUCAUGCAGGUCAUAAGUAACUUCACAUUUUCGGUGGAUGCAUUUUUCUUUAUGAGUGGUUUUCUCUUGUCAUAUACAUUUCUGAAGGAACGACGGAAAUAUCAGGGAAUCCCGCCUAUAGCAAAAAGGAUGAACAAUUUUUUUCAAAAGAUUGUCAAACGAUAUAUAAGGCUUACACCUGCAUAUUUCAUCGUUAUAUUAAUCGCGAUAUUGAAUUUUACCUGGCACGAUCAUGUCUCAACACUUCUUCCCGUUGAGCAUCCAAGUACUAAGUGUUCCAAAUAUUGGUGGACUAACAUACUUUACAUCAACAACUUCUAUAGGUGGGAUGAGCUAUGUCUCACAUGGAGUUGGUACCUGCCCAACGAUAUGCAGUUCUUCGUAUUUGGCAGUUUUCUCCUAACUUUAUCGAUCACGCAUUACAAUAUUGCCGUGGGUAUAGGCGUUCUUACAUUAGUUUCAUCGAUAGGAUCACUAGCUUACACGGGAUACACUCUUAAUUACCAUCCUACGUUGGACGAACAAUAUAAGACACUGACAUACUUUUAUAUACGACCGUGGUGUAGAAUACCGCCAUACCUCAUAGGGAUGACCACAUGUCAUCUUCUUGCAAAAUGCAAUUACAAAUUACAGUUAUCAAAAAGAAGCUUAAUUUUUGGUUGGACCUUGGCAAUUUUAUGCAAUUGUUCGAUUCUCUUCGGACUCGCGAACAAGAACAUAUCCUUAGGUCUCUCCGUUCUGUAUUUGGCCCUCAGUAGAACAAGCUGGGCAUUAAGUAUUGCCUGGCUCGUAGUUGCAUGUACUACGAAUAAUGGUGGUAUCGUGAACAAAAUCUUAUCGCUGGAUAUUUUCGUCUCUUUCAGUAAAUUAACGUAUGGCGCUUAUCUCACAAAUUGUAUUAUUACUCUUUCGUUAUAUUCGUUAGAUAAUUAUUCUCUCUUUCUGUAUUACACCAAUAUUGGCUAUGCUAUCAUUACAGUAGUUAUUUGCAGUUUCAUUGCUGCUAUUGUCCUAUCCGCAACAACAGAAAUGCCGUUUAUAUCACUUGUCCGAUUGUACAAUAAUUCAGAAAGAAUGAAAAGAAACAUGUACUAAUACAUAUUU